UGCAUUACUCACCUGUCGGAACCACAGCGACACUGAUCUCUUCCGGCCAGAUAUCCGGCUGAUAUAACAAGGCAAGGCGGCUGGCCGAGUCCAGGACCAGCAGCCCUCCACCCAAAACAAAAAACCAAAACCCACCAUUCACAAUGUCGCGCGACGUCACACACCUACCACCAUCAACAACAGACCCCGAGACGGCCUCUACAAAUGUCGGCGACGGCGACGGCAGCAGCGGCGCGUCGACCUCCAAGCUCGAGGACAGGCAGCGCCCCUCCCAGUCUACGCUCGCCGGCCCCUCCUUACCCGAGGGCUGCGCCUACGGCACCCUCGCCAAGGUCGACGGCGACGGCAAGGAGGCCGAGACGGUCAUCUGGGUCGAGUUUGCACCGGGGAGCAGGGACAACCCAUUCUUCUUCUCAAAGUGGCGCAAGGUGUCCAUCACGGCUUGUGCCACCUUCUUCACGUUCAUGACUGCGUACACCACCACGGCCUACUCAAUCUCGGAGGAGUCAAUGUGUCGCGACCUGGGGUGCAACAAUCUGCAGUUCGCCUCCGGCAUCGCGCUCUACGCCUGGGGGUUCGGCAUCGCACCGCUGAUGCUCGCGCCGCUGUCUGAGGAGUUUGGCCGCAGGUGGACGUACGCGACCGCGUGCUUCCUCUUCUUCAUCCUGCACCUCAUGAUGUCGCUUGCCAAGAACAUGGCGACGGUCCUCAUCGCGCGCUUCAUCAUCGGCUGUGCUGGCUCAGUCGGCGCCACACUCGUCGGCGGUACCAUCUCGGACAUCUUCAUCCCUGCGCACCGCGGCCUCCCAAUGGCCAUGUUCGGCUUCUGCGCCGUCUUCGGCACGGGCUUUGGCGCGGUCACCAUGGCGUGGGUCGAGGUCGAGCAGCACUUGGGCUGGCGGUGGAUCCAGUGGAUCCAGUUCAUCAUUCUCGGCGCCUUCUUUCCCGUCUGCCUGGUCGUCAUGCGCGAGACGCGCGCGACCGUCAUCCUGCGCCGACGAGCCGCCAAGCUGCGCAAGGAGCGCGGCCUGUCCGACGGCGGACGAUAUCUCGCCCGCGCCGAGAUCGACAAGGUCAAGUUCGUCACGGCGAUGGGGCAGAGCAUGACCCGCCCGCUCGUGUUUCUGGCGACAGAGCCCAUCGUGACCUUCUUCUCGCUGUGGAUCGCGCUCGGCUGGGGCGUGUUCUACACGCAGAUCGCGGGCAUCCCUUACACCUACCGCAAGCUGCACGGCUUCAGCACCACGCAGGUUGGCCUCGUCUACCUGUGUAUCUGUAUCGGUGCGAUCAUCGGCUUUGCAGGCAACUUUAUCCAAGAGGCAAUCUACCGCAAGCGCGCGGCCAAGCGCGGCGUCGAGGCACGGCUCUACGCCCCGAUGGUGUGCGGCGUGCUAUUCGCCGUCGGUUGCUACAUCAACGGCUUCACCUCCAUCCCCAGCGUGCACUGGAUCGCCCCAUGCAUCGGACUGACCUGCGUCCUUGCUGCAAUUCUGAUCAUCUACAUAACUUCAUUUACCUACCUCUCUGAGUGUUACGGCGUCUACGCCUCGUCCGCGAUCGCGGGGCAGAGCUUUGCGCGCAAUGUCAUGGGCGGCGCCUUUAGUUUUUUAACCGCUCCCAUGUUCAACCGGCUCACGGUACGCUGGUCGCUGGUCAUGAUGGGCGGGUUCGCGACGCUGCUUGCGGCCGUCCCGUUCGUGGCGUUUGUGUGGGGCCCGCAGAUCCGCGCGCGCUCGCGAUACUCCAAGAUGCUCAUGGCGCAGGAGCGCGAGCAGCUCGACAAGGAGCGGCGCGCGAGGGUGUCCCGCGGGCUCGACGUGCACGACGCCGAGGACCUCGAGGGGGACGCGAACGAGCGCGGCGAGCACGAGCUCGACGAGGGCCAGGCCAACGCGCUGCAUCUCGUGCCGUCGGUCGCGGAGAAGAUUGUCUAGGCGUAUCCAGCAGCGUGUCCAGGCUGCUGCAGACCACUAUAGAGAUAGAUCGGACAUGUAUCUGUACCACUGGGC
Molecule: messenger RNA, 2009 nt
Organism: Vanrija pseudolonga
Lineage: Eukaryota; Fungi; Basidiomycota; Tremellomycetes; Trichosporonales; Trichosporonaceae
Product: Efflux pump atB
Exons: 6
Coding region: 144-1934 (596 amino acids)
Biological process (GO): transmembrane transport
Cellular component (GO): plasma membrane
Molecular function (GO): transmembrane transporter activity
Source: RefSeq, a predicted model, not a curated record